CACCGCCGCUGCGGGGAACAGAAGCGGAGGGGGAGGGGAAGGAGGUGGGUUGGGAGGAGCAGGGGAGAGCAGAAUUGGGAGGAGAAGGGGAGAAGAAUUGGGAGGAGCAGGGGAGCAGGAUUGGGAGGAGGGGAGAGCAAGCGGAAUCAACCUCCCAGGUUGGGAGAGCAGGAUUAGGAGGCGAAAAGCGGGAGGAGAGAAUGCACGGAGGAGAGGCGGCGGCUGUGGAUGA
Molecule: messenger RNA, 232 nt
Organism: Closterium sp. Naga37s-1
Lineage: Eukaryota; Viridiplantae; Streptophyta; Zygnematophyceae; Desmidiales; Closteriaceae
Source: the annotation of a GenBank genome assembly